Molecule: messenger RNA, 2560 nt
Organism: Rhagoletis pomonella (apple maggot)
Lineage: Eukaryota; Metazoa; Arthropoda; Insecta; Diptera; Tephritidae
Product: disintegrin and metalloproteinase domain-containing protein 10 homolog
Exons: 6
Coding region: 18-2423 (801 amino acids)
Biological process (GO): Notch signaling pathway; membrane protein ectodomain proteolysis
Cellular component (GO): plasma membrane
Molecular function (GO): metalloendopeptidase activity
Source: RefSeq, a predicted model, not a curated record
GAGCCAUAAAUAUUAUAAUGCGAAAAAUCAAUAAAAGUGUCACGAUAGAGCUUUAUCUACAUUGCAAUGUUUUUCAAAGUUUAGAGUUUUUAAAUGGCAACCCUUUUAAUUUUCAGCACGAUCGUGGCCGUAAAUACGAGAUUGACGUAAAGACGCGUGAGGAGAUCACUUCACUAAUCGCACAUCAUGUAACUGCCGUAAAUUACAUUUAUCGCAAUACUAAAUUCGAUGGACGAAGCGAGCACCGCAAUAUACGUUUUGAGGUGCAACGCAUCAAAAUCGAUGACGACUCCGCCUGUCGCAAUUCAUACAAUGGUCCACACAAUGCCUUCUGCAAUGAGCAUAUGGACGUGUCGAACUUUUUGAAUUUACACUCGCUGGAGGAUCAUUCGGACUUUUGUUUAGCCUAUGUGUUCACUUAUAGAGACUUCACCGGCGGUACGCUCGGCUUAGCUUGGGUGGCCAGCGCCUCUGGUGCUUCUGGUGGCAUUUGUGAGAAAUUUAAGACUUACACCGAAACAGUCGGUGGACAAUAUCAAAGCACAAAACGCUCGCUAAAUACGGGCAUCAUUACAUUCGUUAACUAUAACAGUCGUGUGCCGCCAAAAGUGUCGCAGUUGACGCUGGCGCACGAGAUUGGGCAUAAUUUUGGUUCGCCCCACGAUUAUCCAUUGGAGUGUCGGCCAGGCGGCCUAAAUGGAAACUUCAUUAUGUUCGCCAGCGCCACCUCAGGCGAUCGGCCGAAUAAUUCUAAAUUCUCGCCCUGCUCCAUACGCAACAUAUCCAACGUUCUGGAUGUGUUGGUCGGAAACUCGAAACGGGAUUGCUUCAAGGUAUCGGAAGGUGCCUUCUGCGGCAACAAAAUCGUCGAAUCGGGCGAGGAAUGUGACUGCGGUUUCAACGAAGACGAGUGCAAGGACAUUUGUUGUUAUCCGCGCAUCAUCAGCGAAUACGACCUCUCGAUGAAUAGCUCGGCGAAAGGUUGUACGCGGCGGGCCAAGACGGAGUGUUCACCUUCGCAAGGUCCUUGUUGCCUCUCGAACUCAUGUCAGUUCGUGCCAACCAACUACCAUCAGAAGUGCAAAGAAGAAACGGAAUGUUCCUGGUCGAGCACAUGCAACGGCACCACUGCCGAAUGCCCGGAGCCAAAGCCGCGCGACGACAAAACGAAGUGCAACAAUGGCACUGCGCUCUGCAUACGCGGCGAGUGCUCGGGCAGCAUUUGUCUGCUGUGGAAUAUGACUGAGUGUUUCCUCACCUCACAAGCGGUGCCGCAAGUCGACAAGCGUCGACUGUGCGAGCUUGCUUGUCAGAAUGGUAACGAUAGUGGUACUUGUCGCAGCACUAGUGAAUUUGCUCAUCGGGUUGGUCUGCCGGAAGGCGGCAUUAACUUAAGGCCCGGUUCGCCAUGUGAUAACUUCCAGGGCUACUGUGAUGUGUUUCUUAAAUGCCGCGCUGUUGACGCAGAUGGACCGCUGGUCCGACUGAAGAACCUGCUGCUUAAUCGCGAGACCCUACUCACCGUAGCGCAAUGGGUCACCGAAUACUGGUACUAUGUAGUUAUAAUAGGCGUGUGCUUUAUCAUUGUGAUGGGCAUAUUCAUUAAGUGUUGCGCUGUGCACACGCCCAGCUCAAAUCCGAAGAAGCGUCGAGCGCGUCGUAUUAGCGAAACGCUGCGCGCACCGAUGAAUACAUUGAGACGGAUGCAACGUCAUCAUCAAGGCCGCGGCGCCGGUCCACGCAGCAUACCACCGCCAGCGCACGAACAACGUGGCGCUGCCACCAGCGCCCAUCAUCGUAGUACGCAUCCCCAUAAUUGGGAUCGUCAUCAGGGUGGACAUUCCAUAGUGCCGCUACCCACGGGUGGUCCACAUCAUAACCAUCAUGCAAGCGGACGCGCGCCAGCAAUUGCAGCCAAUGCUGCUGCAGCAAGCGGGCGGACGCCGGCCAACGGACGCAGCUCGCGGCCAUCAACGCGACCUUCGAGCGGUACACGCAGCACAACGCAUGGCGGGUAUGCAGACGCGCCACCACCUGGCCUUGUGGUUGGUGGUGUGCCAACUGGUGUUGGUGUUGGUAGUGGUGGUGGUAAUGGCGUGCCAAAUGGCGCGCUAGUAGUGGGAGGCGCCGGCAGUAGUGGUGGGCCCAGCGCUGGUGUAAUUGCGCGCCAGCAAAUACCGCUGCCACUGCCGCCCACCGGCGCGGUACAAGCGCAACAUUUACAACAACAGCAGCAACAACAACAAGUGCAGGCAACACUCUCGCAGGCAUUUUAUGCGCCACCGAAAGCCGUCGCUCCGCAACCAGCAAAUUAUAAUCGACCGCCAUCGCUGCAAAAUCCAGAGUUAUAUGCGGACGCUUAUGCCGCGCUGGGACGGGGGGCAUAUGAGGCGACUACGCGCCCACCCAACACCAAAGUUUGACAGCAGCAACAGCAAUCUCAGCGUCAAAAGUUGGCUCCGCAAACGCUCAAGAAGCAGCUAAAAUCAACAGCAACAAAAACCACAGAAGCAACAACAACACAAAAAUCAAAUGAACUCAAAUUAAAUGUAAAUGUCCU